GAAAAACAUGGAUGUCUAAACAUUAUCUUAUCCUAUGUAGAUUUUCUUACAACUUAUUCACCACUCAUUCUCGUUACUCCUCAGCAACCAUAAUUUCAUUUUUUUUUCUCACAAUCGACCUUAGAAAAAUCUGCAAAGAAUAAAACAAGAGGAGGAAAUACAACCAAGUUGUGGAUAUAUACACGCACAAGGAGUUUGUGCACACCGUUGUUGCAGCCAUGGCUACCCAUGCGGCUCUAGCUUCUACAAGGAUCCCCACGAACACAAGGUUUCAAUCCAAGGCUUCCCACUGUUUCCCAACCCAAUGUGCCUCAAAGAGACUAGAGGUGACGGAAUUUUCUGGACUAAGAUCCACUUCGUGCGUGACCUAUGCCAAUAAUGCUAGAGAUUCUUCCUUUUUUGAUGUUGUAGCUGCCCAACUCACUUCCAAGAACAUUGGAUCAACUCCUGUGAGGGGAGAAACAGUGGCUAAGUUGAAGGUAGCAAUCAAUGGUUUUGGACGCAUUGGUAGAAAUUUCCUGCGCUGCUGGCACGGUCGAAAAGACUCACCCCUUGAAGUCAUUGUUGUCAAUGACAGUGGUGGUGUCAAAAAUGCUUCGCACUUGCUGAAAUAUGAUUCUAUGCUUGGAACCUUUAAAGCAGAUGUGAAAGUACUGAAUGAUGAGACCAUUACCGUUGAUGGUAAACCCAUCAAGGUUGUCUCAAACAGGGAUCCUCUUAAGCUUCCUUGGGCUGAGCUUGGAAUUGACAUUGUUAUUGAGGGAACAGGAGUUUUUGUGGAUGGUCCUGGCGCUGGCAAACACAUUCAAGCAGGUGCCAAGAAAGUUAUCAUAACUGCUCCUGCAAAGGGUGCUGAUAUUCCAACUUAUGUUUUGGGAGUAAAUGAACAGGACUACACUCAUGAGAUCGCUAACAUUAUAAGCAACGCUUCUUGCACCACAAACUGUCUUGCUCCCUUUGUGAAGAUCCUGGAUGAAGAGUUUGGGAUUGUAAAGGGAACCAUGACAACUACACAUUCCUACACAGGAGACCAGAGGCUUUUGGAUGCUUCACAUAGGGACUUGAGAAGAGCCAGGGCUGCAGCACUGAACAUUGUCCCAACCAGCACUGGAGCAGCCAAGGCUGUGUCCCUAGUACUUCCAAAGUUGAAGGGCAAGCUCAAUGGCAUUGCACUUCGUGUACCUACACCCAAUGUUUCAGUGGUAGACCUUGUGGUGAAUGUUGAGAAGAAGGGUAUUACAGCUGAAGAUGUGAAUGCAGCAUUCAGAAAAGCAGCUGAAGGGCCUCUGAAAGGUGUAUUGGACGUGUGUGAUGUUCCCCUUGUGUCUGUGGACUUCCGUUGCACUGAUGUUUCUUCUACCAUUGACUCCUCCUUGACAAUGGUCAUGGGAGAUGAUAUGGUCAAGGUGGUUGCUUGGUAUGACAAUGAAUGGGGUUACAGCCAAAGAGUGGUGGAUUUGGCACAUUUGGUAGCAAGCAAGUGGCCAGGGACACCUGCAGCAGGGAGUGGAGACCCAUUGGAGGAUUUCUGCCAGACAAAUCCAGCUGAUGAGGAAUGCAAAGUUUAUGAAUAGAGGAGGAGCCUUUUGUGAUUUUAUUACCAUUACAAGCAAGCCAUUUUUACUAUUUGCCUUGUGUUAAGGUAUGAUGUGAAAAAAGAAGAAAUUGUUCAGACAUACAGUGGUGUUGUGAUGUCUGAGGGAGGAUUUUUCAAAUUUAAAUUUGUCUGUAGCCAAUAAUGAGUUUUGGCGGGACAGAAAUUCAUAUAUAUCACGAUAUAUU
Messenger RNA from Abrus precatorius (Indian licorice), 1782 nucleotides. Its product is annotated as glyceraldehyde-3-phosphate dehydrogenase B, chloroplastic. The transcript has 9 exons. Lineage: Eukaryota; Viridiplantae; Streptophyta; Magnoliopsida; Fabales; Fabaceae. Gene Ontology annotation, cellular component: chloroplast. Gene Ontology annotation, biological process: glucose metabolic process. The coding region runs from base 219 to 1574 and encodes 451 amino acids. Gene Ontology annotation, molecular function: glyceraldehyde-3-phosphate dehydrogenase (NAD+) (phosphorylating) activity; NADP binding; NAD binding. The record is from RefSeq and is a predicted model, not a curated record.